Messenger RNA from Macrobrachium nipponense, 795 nucleotides. RefSeq lists its product as uncharacterized. The coding region runs from base 1 to 795 and encodes 264 amino acids. The transcript is spliced from 3 exons. Lineage: Eukaryota; Metazoa; Arthropoda; Malacostraca; Decapoda; Palaemonidae. The record is from RefSeq and is a predicted model, not a curated record.
AUGGAAUUGCAGCUGAUAAGGAGAAGGUUUCGAGCUAUAUCAGACUUCCCGAAGCCAGCAAAUCUGACAGAUUUAAGGUCAUUCAUUGGCCUUACUAACCAGUUGACAGAUUUUUCACCCAAUCUUGCAGCUGCAGCAGAUCCACUUCGACCACUAAUGAGCCCCAAGAGAUCCUUUACGAUAUGCCCUUCUGCAAGACACGGGGAAGGCCAUUUCCGCUUGGUCCAGUGUGGUUCACGAUUUUUGGCUGAUGCAGAAACUAGAUGGGCCACCAUUGAGUUGGAAUGUUUAGCUUCAGUUUGGGCUAUGACUAAAUGUCGUCAUUUCUUACUUGGAUUACCCCAUUUCACAUUGGUGACUGACCAUAGACCCCUGCCUCCAACGUCUGAGGAUGAUAUGCUAAAUAGUGAAACCCAUCUUUCCCUAAGGAGUGUAAUAGCCAAGACCGUCAACGCAAUUUCAGAGGUGAAGACAUCAACUACACAAGAUCUUACCUUGGAAGAAAUUCGCACCGCAGCACGUGAGGACCCCUCAUACACAAGACUCCUCCAGAACGUUGCCAAUGGAUUCCCCAGUCAUCGCUACGACCUCCACAAUGACAUACUACCCUAUUGGAAAAUAAGGGAGGAAUUAUACACCGAUGAUGACCUUGUAUUGUACGGAGCCCGAAUAGUGGUUCCCUCAGCUAUGCGACGCAAUAUUUUAACACGCCUUCAUGACAGCCAUCGUGGUGUGGAGGCAACUAAGCGUCGGGCUAAACAGACUGUAUAUUGGCCAGUAUUAAUUCAGAUAUAG